Messenger RNA from Lepisosteus oculatus (spotted gar), 1995 nucleotides. Lineage: Eukaryota; Metazoa; Chordata; Actinopteri; Semionotiformes; Lepisosteidae. The record is from RefSeq and is a predicted model, not a curated record.
CCCAGUAUGUCCAACACCUCCAGCUAUGAGUCCACUUCCUCCACCAAGAGGCCCAGUACCCCUAAACAAAAGUCCAGCACACCCAGUGCCUCUGACCAGCAACCCAGCUUCUCCAUCCAAAGGCCCGCCACCUUGAACCAGAGGUCCAGAAUGUCCAGUGAAUCCAACCAGAGACCCAGGGAGUCCACCCAGGUACCCAAUACCUCCACCCAGAGACCCAACAUCCCCACCCAGAAGUCCAGAAUGCCCAGUGGAUCCGAUCACGGACCAAGCAUGUCCAAAGCCUCCAGCUAUGAGCCCACUUCCUCCAACCAGAGACCCAGAGAAUCCAACCAGGUACCCAAUGCCUCCAACCAGAGACCAGCGAUGACCAGCAGCUCCAGCCAGAAGCCCAGCAUCAUCAGCCAAAUACCCAGCUCCUCCAAUCCGAGGCCCAGCACUUCCAGCCUCAAACCCAGCAUGCCCAGCACCUCCAGCUUGGCAGUGCGAGGUCCAUCCCUAGCCAGCAGUCCAACAACCCCACCAGAGGUGCAGCACCCCAAAACAGCGGCCCAGCUGCCUAACAAGAGACCCAGCACCUCUAUCCACUGGACCAACACCCCACGCAGUGUCCCAGCAUCUCCAAGCAGAGACGUCACUCGCUUAGAAAGAGAUCCAACAACGCCAACCAGAGGUCCAAGCUCCCCAGUCAUAAAGCCAACAUCUCUGACAAAAGGACCUAUUUCUCCAACUAGAAACCCACCGUCCCCCAUCAGGGGCUCAACACUCCUAACAAGAGGUCCAUCCCCAGCAACCAGAAGCCCAGGAGCCCCAAGCAAGGGACCCGAAACCUACAACCAGGAAGGCAGCACCUUACACAGGAAGCCCGUGUUUUCUUCACAGAUUUCCAGCAACUCCAAGCAGGAGACUGGUGGCUCCUUCAACACCCGCCAGAGGCUGAGCUCCACUGAGCAGAGGCCCAGCCCUGCCAACCCGGACCCCGGCCGGACAUCCAACAGCUUCCGUCGGAGGAUUACAUCUCUGCUGGAUGCCCACCAGAGGCUGAGCUCCACUGAGCAGAGGUCCAACACCUCCCGCCAGACCCCCAGCCAGACAUCUGACAGCCUCCGUCAGAGGAUUAGAUCUCUGCUGGAUGCCCACCAGAGGUCCAGGACCCCUGACAAGAGAUAAAACCUUCGGACCAGGCUCCAGGCCCUCAUCCAGAUGUCCAGCCAUCAUGACCACAAUUCCAGCUCCCCUGAGAGGACGGUCCACCCGUCCCGGCGCUGGCUCUGGACAGUCAGUGCCUAGUAUCAGAGAUCAGAGCUCAGCACGGACGUGUCAUCUCCUCCAUAUCAAGAACUGGCAGUUCCUGCUGUGAAAGCACGAAAAGUCAUCCGUGAUGGUCCUGGAACCCGUCCGGGUCUUUAGGUGAGGAGUCCCAGGUCAGAUCUGAGCCAAGCAGCGUGCACCUGAAGCUCCUGUUGGCAGUGUGAAAAAGAACUCUAUUCUUCGUCUUCGUGACAUCGCGCGGAUCUGUAUGCAUCUCUCCUAGUCUGAUGCCGAAAGGCGAUUGUCAACCUUUUCCGAGGCUGGUUGUUGGAAUGCAAUCAUGUUUUCACAGCGAACCAGAUCUUAAGCUGCAGGGCGCUCAGAGCUCAGCGGCUCAGAUUUUAACAUCAGCGCGUGAGCACCUUUCACCUCUUCUCAUCUUCCUUGCACUGGCUUCCUGCGAUGAAGGAAAUCCCUGGACAGGUGACUUCCUGCUCCCUCUCUUCCCAACGGCUGGCUCUGAGCACCCGGAGAUCCUGGGAUCUGGGGGUUCCUCUUCUCCCAGCCCCCACCUGUCUGAUCCUGCCAGUCAGUGAGCCAGCACUUUCAACUCAGGGAAAAAAAAACUCCUUUUUAUACAGCCGAUUUGAAUUUUAUCUGCUUUUCUGUAUCACUCGAAAACCUGUCCCGUUUGGUGGACUGUUUGAUCGCAAGGCAUAAUAUUUGUUAUUUCAUGAAAAAUAA